AUGCACGCCGGCACGGGCACGGGUGACCGGGCCAGCGAGGGCGGCGGGUGCCGCGACAGCGGGGCCACAGCGGCGGCGGGGGCCACGGCCACGGGGGCGCCCGCGGCGGCGGGGGCUGCGGUGUCAGGGGCGGGGCCUGCGGCGUCAGGGGCCGCGACGGCGCCAGCCGAGCCAGCCGCGGAGGAGGCGACGGGCGAGGUCGAGGUCGAGCCCGUCGCAGGAGUAGCAGCGCCGGCCGGGGUGGCGGGUGGGGUGCCCGCUGGCUCGACCUCGGGCGAGGGAGCCGGGGAUCCGGGGGCCCGGUCGGACUCAACCUCGGGUGAGGGAGUCGAGAACCCGGGAGGGGGCGGCAGAAGGCGCCGGGGGAUGCCGCCACGUAUCGCACCAGGUAGGGGGCACGGGGGCCGGAGCUGA
Aegilops tauschii subsp. strangulata is the source of this 414-nucleotide messenger RNA. The record is from RefSeq and is a predicted model, not a curated record. NCBI's taxonomy places the organism in Eukaryota, Viridiplantae, Streptophyta, Magnoliopsida, Poales, Poaceae.